AUGUUUGAAGAAAUUGCUCACGAAGACGACGACAAUGAUGAAAAUGACGAUGAGGAUGACUUUGGACACAGCACCCACACCAUAAUUCAUGGCCUAUUGGCUGCACCUGUCAGAGAGGCCAUAAGGGGCUGGGCUCUGCAGGGAGUGAAGUGGCAGGAGGCAGGGGCCGCCAAGGAGUGGGGUAGCCCAGAGACCCCGGGCACCCAACGACCGCAGCCAGAAAGCCACCCCCCCCCCCAGAGGCCACUCACACACUCAAUCAUCCUAUGCAGUCGAGGGAGCACGGACCUGGGACCAGCCACCCCAAAGCCCCCCAAACAGGCGCAGGGACCCACCACACUCCACACCUCCCCAGUCUUACAUGCACUAGGGAUGCAGCGAUCACCGGCACAGUGCCACCCCGCAGCACGAGACCCAGCGACCAGCGCGCCCGCCCCAGGUCCCAAUCACCACCACGGCCGCACCCCACCACCGCACCCCGAGAGAACCCCCAGCGACGCCCCCCACCCCCCACAACCCCCCAGGCAUACCUGCAGUCCCCCUCCCCCACCGCCACCACACCACAACCCUCCCUCAUUCACCAAACAUACAUCGGCAAGUCCAGGCCAGCCCAGACACCCCGGCGCAUGCCGGGCUCCCCCCCACCCCGGGAGGGGCAGCACCCAGACCCCAGGGCCCAGGUACCGCACCCCGCCCACCCCCGCCCACCCCCGAUCAGCCCAGCCACCCGACCCGGGGGAUGCCGGCCACCGACCCAGGCCCAACUCGGAGCCCCCCCACCCCACCACCACAGGGCAACUCCGGCACCGGGUCCACCCCCACCCCAACCCGGACAAACACCAAACCGCCCCCAGAGCAGGGCCGUCCAGACCCCCACUCCGAGGGACCACCAGUGACCCGUAG
Sphaeramia orbicularis (orbiculate cardinalfish) is the source of this 903-nucleotide messenger RNA. RefSeq names its product vegetative cell wall protein gp1-like. The record is from RefSeq and is a predicted model, not a curated record. Lineage: Eukaryota; Metazoa; Chordata; Actinopteri; Kurtiformes; Apogonidae. Bases 1 to 903 code for a protein of 300 amino acids. The transcript has 4 exons.